This is a messenger RNA of Eleginops maclovinus (Patagonian blennie), 2404 nucleotides long. It is a transcript of the gene mtpap, whose product is annotated as mitochondrial poly(A) polymerase. Gene Ontology annotation, cellular component: mitochondrion. NCBI's taxonomy places the organism in Eukaryota, Metazoa, Chordata, Actinopteri, Perciformes, Eleginopidae. Bases 407 to 2131 code for a protein of 574 amino acids. The record is from RefSeq and is a predicted model, not a curated record. Gene Ontology annotation, molecular function: poly(A) RNA polymerase activity. The transcript is spliced from 9 exons.
CGUGCGUAGGUGGUAUUCGCUGAAUGUCAGUAGACAGAGCUUUACCUUCUGUAGGUUUCGUUUUCCCUUUCUUUUGUUUUCUCAGAUGAAAAACAAAUUUCCUGUGGCGAGGCUGCUGAAACAGGGCAUCACCUUCUACAGAAGUGUUGGGUGUUUUCCUGUGGGAAAACCGAUUUGUUGCUCUAUGUGAACUUUUAACAAAAAAAAUCAUAACAACAUUCGAACGAUUAAAUUCCUUAGUCAUAAGUUAAUUAGAAACAAAAUCAAUGUAUUAUAAUAAAAUGUCAUAGCUCACUACAGAGGAAUUUUAACUAAUCAAACAUACAUGUGUUUUUCAAAUAUAUUUUAAACGCCACAAUAUGUGCGAUUUGGAUACCUCUCAGUUGCCGUAGAGAAAACCACGCGCAUGCGCCUUUCCGUUUCUUUUGGAUCAGCAAUGGCGGCCUCCUUCACCGUGUGCAGGUUACAUAUGAUAGGAAGAGGCAGCCUAGCGAAGUGUCUUCAGAAGGUCGAUACAUUUCUUCACAGGAAUAUUGGAACAAACGUUGUUGCUGUGCAAGAAAAGAAUGGAUUCAAAUCUUUGUAUGCUGUCCAGGCUGAGAGACAAGAACAGGCAGAGAGAUCUGUUCUCAUCAGCUGCCACUCAAGAACCAAUGAGAAAAAGUUCCUCAAGCACAUGUCAAAACACGGAGAUAUCAAAAAAUACUUCUUUUAUGAAAGCUAUGGUAUGUAUGCUGUGGUAGAAUAUGCCAACCAGGAAAGUGUUGCCUCAUUAUUUGAAGGGACUGCCAUCCCUAGCAUCAGCCAUGAAUCCCUGGUGCCUUUUAAAUCAAGACUGCUGUCACUGAGGAGCCUUGACUCAGCGGAUUUACCGAACCAGCCAUCCGGCAAAAAGCGCCAAGCACAAACCAGCAUUCCCAUCAACGAGCUAAUACAGAGGCUGGCGAAAGAGGAAAGUAUAGACCAACAGAUAACCUCCCUGACAGAAGCUUAUCAGCUAACAGAGGAAAACUGCCGACUGCGCUUCCUCGUCUGCUCUCUGCUCAAGGACAUUGCUGCUGCUUUUUUCCCAGAAUGCACCAUCAAGCCAUUUGGCUCAUCAGUGAACGGCUUUGGAAAGCUGGGCUGUGACCUGGACAUGUUUCUGGACUUGGAUAGCAUCAGUGGGAGAAAUGCAACAAUGCCAAAAUCCGGUCUGCUCCUGGAGUACCAGAUGAAGAGGGCCAACUCGGAGCGGAACGUCACCCAGAACAUCCUGUCGGUCAUCGGGGAGUGUGUGGACCAAUUUGGGCCCGGGUGUGUGGGGGUGCAGAAGAUUCUCAACGCACGAUGCCCCUUGGUCCGUUUCGCCCACCAGCCCUCCGGCUUUCAGUGUGACCUCACAGCCAACAACAGGGUGGCGAUGAAGAGCACCGAGCUGCUCUAUCUGUAUGGAGAGCUGGACCCACGGGUGCGUCACCUGGUGUUCACCGUGCGCUGUUGGGCUCGAGCUCACAGCAUCACCAGCAGCAUCCCCGGGGCCUGGAUCUCCAACUUCUCCCUCACCGUCAUGGUGCUGUUCUUCCUGCAGAGGAGGAGCCCUCCCAUCAUCCCAACCCUGGACCACCUCAGGGACCUUGCAGGUCCCGAGGACAAGAGCGUGAUUGAGGACAACGACUGCACGUUUGUCAGCGACUUCACUAAGAUCCAGCUCGAGAGCAACACAGAAACACUGGAGCAACUGCUGUGUGAAUUCUUUGAGUUCUACGCUGCCUUUUCAUUCAGAACGCGGUCGAUUAAUAUCAGAAAGGGCAAAGAGCAGAACAAGCCUGAGGUAGCCCCGCUGCACAUCCAGAACCCAUUCGAAACCACUCUGAAUGUCAGCAAGAACGUCAACGCCACACAGCUAGAUCGCUUUGUGGCUUUGUGUCAGGAGAGCUCCUGGCUGCUCCAGCAGAAUAAAACCGCCCAAUCCGGAGUUGGUACUAAAGGAAAGGCUAUCACACCUUGGGGACUAUCCACCCUCCUUCUGCCCUCCCAGGUUGCAGCGAUCAAAAGUCGCAAGAGACGGAAAUGGGAGCCGGCAAGCGAGAGGAUCAAGAGCUUGCUGGAAUCCUUGAAGGAUAACAACAAUCAGCAAAAUAAAAGUUAGACUCUUUGAGGUCUCCGAAAACAACUUCAUCGUUUUAACAUCGCUUUAGCUAAUGCUUUGGUAAACUCCACCGAGGAAUGCCAGUAGCAGCUUUAGCAAUUCAGGUCAUCUGCUGGACCGUGCUCGACAAAAGUUCCCAACAUGGACACUGGAGGGUGUCAUUGAGGCCUGUAUGUGCAUAUGUUUGGGACCUGCAAAAAGGGAGUUAUUACUAUGUACUGUUGUGUGGACUCCCUAUUGUGUUGUAAUUAAAGCAAAUUCUGUGUAAACUUA